CGUGAAAUACAUUGUUGACAGGACAUGCGCAUGAAGUGCUACAAUUUACAUGAUUAUAAAAAGGCUUACAAUGAUUGGAAUCAUACAGAUAUGACAUUUAUAGCACAUAACUGUAACUGUACAAAUAGAACCAAAUGGACCCAUUGGGGCCUUUAAUACAGUAUUCAAUAAAACACUAACAUGUAGCUAUCUUUUGAUAGAUGCUAGGUAAGACGAUGCUAGGUAAGAGGAAGAGCCCACAGAGAGAUCUGCUGUCAUUCUGGGCAGUGCCAGCCCCCCCUUAUGCACCCCCGGAAAAUGAGAGUGCAGAGGGCACAGAAGAAAUGGAAGAUAAAGCGAGAUCAGAAGAGAUUGAGGACAGUGAGGGCGAAGAUUUUGAUUGUAUACAAAUUGAAAACACAGAGACAGAAGAGCCAGCAGAAAAAAAUGUGGAGAUAAGAAUAAAUUCAGGGAAGAAGCAGAAGGCCAAAAGUGGAGCAGCCCUCUACAGGUGCACUUUUAAAAGGGAGUGGACAGCAGAAUGGCCCUUCAUUAGUGUAGGCACAACCACCGCCUACUAUUGGUGCUCUGUUUGCCGACAUGAGAACAGCUGUGCCCAUCAAGGCAAGGCUGAUGUCGCAAGGCAUAUCAAAAGCAAAAUACAUCGUUCAAAAGAACAGGCAGCACAGUCAACAGCCAGCAUUGCACCAUAUUAUGGCCCAGCCACUGUUGGUGGCAUGACAUCUCAGGAAGUCAAGACAAGGAGAGCUGAGGUAAAGUUAGCAGUGUCGAUGGUGGAACACAAUGUGCCAUUUGCAGUAGCCGAUCACUUCAGCCCAUUGCUGAAAGAAUGCUUCAAAGAUUCCCCUACUGCACAGAGCUUCAAGGCUGCCCGCACAAAAAUGUCCUGCAUAAUAAAUGAAGCAGUGGCUCCUCACUUUAGAAAGGAACUGGUCAUGAAGAUGAGGACCAAUCCUUUCACGUUGAUCACAGAUGGAUCAAAUGAUACAGGACGUGAGAAGAUGAACCCGCUCACUGUGCGGGUAUAUGACAGUGAUCUCAGCAAAGUUGUCCACAGGUUCCUGGAUAUGUGCCCCACCAGCGGGCCAAACUGCGGCACAGCUGAAGUCAUCUACAAGAAGAUGGAUGAGGCCAUGCAGAAAAACGCCAUACCAUGGAGAAACUGUGUCAGUCUGUCAGUUGAUAAUGCCCCUGUCAAUACAGGAGCAAGGAACUCCAUCGCAUCCAGAGCUCAUCAAGAACAUGGCAGUAUCUACAUCCAUGGGUGCCCUUGUCACAUCAUCCACAACACUGCCAAACAGGCUGGCCAGGCCUUUUUGGAGGUGUGUGGAUUUGAUCCAGAGGAUCUCGCUGUGGAUGUUGGAUAUUGGUUUAAAGGAAGCACCAAUCGCAAAGGUUACCUAACAGAAUUCUGUGAGCUCCAUGGAAGUGAGUAUAUGGAAAUGCUCAUGCACGUUUCUGUUCGAUGGUUGAGCCUGGAGAAGUGUUUGACUCGUAUCCUGCAGCAGUAUGAGCCACUGGCCAGCUACUUCAAGUCAUUAAAUGACAAACAGCCAAGGUUCAGGAGGCUUGUGGUGGCAUUCUCUGACUCAAUUACAGAGGUGUACCUACUGUUCUUUCAAGCAACUUUUCCAGUCUUCUCCACAUUCAACCUCCUCCUCCAGAGAGAGAAGUCGUCAAUCUUCCUACUACAUGAUGAGAUGAGGGGUUUUAUCCGCAAGCUGCUCUCAAAGUUUCUGAAGCCCGCAGCAUUGCAGCACCGGGAACUGCAUGAAAUAUGCUUUAAGGAGCCAUCCAACCAACUGCCAGGAGAAAAGUUGGUGAUUGGCUUCACUACUCGAGUUACACUCAACAGGCUCCUUGAAGCAGGAGCCAUUACACCGCAGCAAGUGCAGAGGUUCCAGAAGGCAGCAGUGGCGUUUCUGGAAAGGGCUGUGGAGUAUGCCAUCAAGAAACUCCCCAUGAAAGAGCCUCUGAUUAAACAUGCCAUGUUUCUGGAUGUCCAGCAGAGAGCAGAGUGUGGAGUGGAAGAUGCCUUCUACUUUGUCGACAGAUUUCCUGAACUUCUCCCAUACAAUGGACCUGAAGAGCGUGACAAACUUUGUGAGGAGUUUCUGGACUACCAGACCAUGGACAUUGCCAUGCCCGACGACCCAGCAAUGUUUGACUUUGAGAGAUUUUGGGGGAACAUGGCAUCAAUGAAGAACAAGGUGACCGGUAUGAGCAGAUUUGGCAGGCUGUCUUGUAUUGCCAAGUUGGUCUUGGUCAUGCCUCACUCCAAUGCUGAUGCAGAGCGAGUUUUCUCUGUGGUUGGACUAAAUAAGACCAAGACCCGAAACAGUUUGGCUCUUGAGGGAACUCUGUCAUCCAUCAUGACCGUGAAGAUGGCGAGCCUUGAGCCAGACUGUUUUAAGUGGGAGCCCCCUGCCUCUGUCAUCAAGGCAUCAAAAUCUGCCACCAACACCUACAACGUUAGACAUGCUAAAUGAUUGACAAAUAAAUGUAUUUUGUCAAAAUUCUUGUCUUGUUAAUU
Messenger RNA from Gadus morhua (Atlantic cod), 2533 nucleotides. RefSeq lists its product as uncharacterized. The coding region runs from base 201 to 2489 and encodes 762 amino acids. The record is from RefSeq and is a predicted model, not a curated record. NCBI's taxonomy places the organism in Eukaryota, Metazoa, Chordata, Actinopteri, Gadiformes, Gadidae. The transcript has 10 exons.